Molecule: messenger RNA, 1096 nt
Organism: Pseudomassariella vexata
Lineage: Eukaryota; Fungi; Ascomycota; Sordariomycetes; Amphisphaeriales; Pseudomassariaceae
Exons: 3
Coding region: 123-785 (220 amino acids)
Source: RefSeq, a predicted model, not a curated record
CCUCUGUCUCGGCCCCGUUCCCACCAUGCCUCUUGGACACGGACUCCGUCUCCUCCAAGCCACCCCACUCCAGGAACGCUCGUCGCCACUCCUUCCUCAAUUUCCCAUCCGAGAUCCGUAACAUGAUAUAUCAAUAUUGUGUCGACUACCCCACCUGCCGUCAGUUAUACGACACAUACUAUGUUCAAAGGGACAAGCAGGACAACGGAAAGGGCAAGGGCAAGGAAAAUGCACAGGUCAAACCCCACCUCAACACACCUACAAUCCUCUUGCUGUGCAAACGAAUCACUCGAGAAGCACUGGGCGUAUUACGCUCACGCUACUUCAUCCUCGACCGCAUCCCUCCCUGGGUAAUGGGCAAUGCUAGCCCCCUUCCUCUGAUCCACUUCGUCAGCAAAACCACCCUGCAGAACAUCAAAUACUUCGAAUUUCGGGUCGCACUCGGUGAGGGCAGAGAAGGCAGUGGCUUCAUCUGGAUCAAGGUACUUAGAGAGUUGCUCAAGGUCCUGUCUGAACGCAAUGCUGUCGUCGAGAUGAAGGUGAUGUUCACGCUGAAGCAUAUUGAGUGCUGGGGUCUUUGGCUCUAUGAACUGCCAGGCUAUGAACGCCUGACAGGCAUGCUCAAUCAAUGGGAGUUUAAGCAUGGGCACAGGCCGGGGACGGUGCAAUUGGAGCAUUGGGUCAUAGACUACAUCUAUGCCUACAGAACGGGUUUCAGAAAUCCCCUCGUACGCUUUUACCCGGACGAAGUCUUCUGGCCCGGAAGUGUGCUGGAAUAUCUUUGACCCACAACCACAUUCCAUCUUCAUCAUGAUUUGAGCCGAGUUAGCACAUCAAAGCGACAAGUUCACACCCAGUGGCCCAAGUCCUUUCAAACAUCAAUAAGGCGAAGAGGAGUAUUCAGGCAUUUCGGGCACUGACAGAGUAGUCCAGAUUCCGGAAUGGAAGAUACCAACAGGCGUUGCUUUAGAAACCCAGAUACUGACUCGCUCACUUACGAAACAUCACACAUUGCAUUAAGCGACAAGCGUUGCAUCCAUGUAACUAAUACACUAGAACUAAACCUCAGUUUAGAAAUUAUGAGCAUAUGAACCAG